Messenger RNA from Nipponia nippon (crested ibis), 1001 nucleotides. The record is from RefSeq and is a predicted model, not a curated record. NCBI's taxonomy places the organism in Eukaryota, Metazoa, Chordata, Aves, Pelecaniformes, Threskiornithidae.
AUGGGCGCCGAGACGGAGGAGGAGAUGCUCCGUGUGGAUGUGCUGGAGAACCAGAUCAUGGAUUUGCGGAUGAGCUUCGCUCGGCUGUGCUACAACCCCGACUUCCUCACCUUCGUGGACUUUGUGGCGUACGACGUGCUGGACCAGCACCGCAUGUUCGUCCCCGACUGCCCCGAGCUGCAGGGCAACCUGGGCCGGUUCCUGCAGCGCUUCGAGGCGCUGGAGAAGAUCGCUGCCUACAUGCGGUCGGGGCGCUUCAUGAAGACCCCCAUUUUCUGGCGCACGGCGCAGUGGUGCAACACCAAGGAGGUUGGGGGGGAUUUUGGGGGGGGUCUCACUGAUCCCUGUCCCCCCCGCCAGCUCGCCCACGCCAUCCGCCUGCUCCUGGAGUACACCGAGACGCCCUACGAGGACAAGCUCUACAGCUGUGGGGAAGCUCCCGACUACGACAAGAGCCAGUGGAUCAACGAGAAGGAGAAGCUGGGGCUGGACUUCCCCAAUCUCCCUUACUUCAUUGAUGGCACCACCAAGCUGACGCAGAGCAACGCCAUCAUGCGCUACAUUGCCCGCAAGCACAAGAUGUGUGGUGAGACGGAGGAGGAGAUCCUCCGCGUGGACAUGCUGGAGAACCAGAUCAUGGAUUUCCGCAUGAGCCUGGUGAUGGUCUGCUACAACCCCGACUUCGAGAAGCUCAAGCCAGGCUACCUGGAGCAGCUCCCGGGGAAGCUGAAGCUCUUCUCCAACUUCUUGGGGGACAGAAAGUGGUUUGCAGGGGAGAAGCUCACCUUCGUCGACUUCCUCAUGUUCGACGUGCUGGAGCAGAACCGCAUCUUCGAGCCCAAGUGCCUGGAGCCCUUCAAGAACCUCAAGGACUUCAUGGACCGCUUUGGGGCCCUGGAGAAGGUGGCUGCCUACAUGAAGUCCAGCCGCUUCUUGAAGAUGCCCAUCAACAACAAGAUGGCCAAGUGGGGCAACAAGAAGGAGUAGGGGACCAGUGAGGG